AUACCUUGGCUUAAUUAUUGCCAUUUGGCAUUGAGCGACUUCCUUUACUGAUCUCUCAUCAUUGCUCUUGAAGACAACAAGGUAAAUCUGGGGGUAUAUAACAGCUCUAAUAGUAAACAUACAGUACUCCUGAGGGAUUUGACUGAAUCAAGAUGUUACUGAUCAUUGAAGCUCUUCUCAUUUCAUCUGCUCUAGGACAGGAUCACAGAGUUGAAGGAAAGAUAUAUCCACUGGAUAUGGCACCGAAUUCUGUCGAUGACCAAUAUGACGGCUGUAGAGAGAACAUGAAAAAGGACGUGGAGACAAAGUAUCUGAAGAAUGAACUCAACACUUCACCUGAUUUUAAAAAAGCUUGGGAAAAAGGGAGAGAUUUUGUCAAGACUCCAGAUAAGAUCUUGUCAAAGGAUCAUAAAAUCGCCAUUUAUGUGUACAGUGAUGCCAGUGUUUACAAAGACUUCAAUUCUGACACUCGUAUUGGUGAAAAACAGUACAGAAAUAAAAAAUACAAAUGGUAUUCACUUUACUUUCUGUUAACUGAUGCGAUACAGAUUCUGAAGAAAACAGAACAAAAAAAUAAAUGUCUUUCAACUUGUCGUCGCACUGAUGUUAAAUUUGACGAGAAUGUUCUGAACACAGAGGUUCGUUUCGGCUCGCUUGCAUCUUCCUCUCUUUGUCCUGAUAAAAAGAUUUUUGGAAAUAAAUCUUGUUUUGAGAUCUACACUUGUGAAGGUGCUGAUGUGUCAAAAUAUUCUAAGCUUCCUGAAGAGAAAGAGGUGCUGAUUCCUCCAUAUGAGACGUUUAAAGUCACUGAAGUCAGGACAAGAAAAGAUGACAAAGAUCUCUGGUGUGAGACUGUGUUCACUUUGAAAAGCUAUAGAACAAAAGUAACCUGAACUGUGCAGUUGCACAAAAGGACAAAACCAAUCUUUAAAUCUGUAUUCACAUUAAAAGGUGCUUCUGUUAAUUAUAAGAUUCAAUAGAUUGAUUAAUUCUAAAUAAUAAUCAAGCUCUAAAAGAUUUGAGUAAAAAAAAAAAGAAAGAGUGAAGCUUUGUACUGAUAAGAGCAUCAGUUUGGUAACAAAAAUGUUUUCAAAAGAUAACAAUUUUGUACAAAACAGUCAUUUGCUGUGUUUAUCAAAAUAAUAUCUUUUUAAAAUCAAGUUUACCAUUUUUCACAUGUAACUGCUGAAUUCAGCAACUCUUGUGUGUGAUUUUGUCAUUUUCUAGUGAUUAAAGAUACAGUUAAAUCAAAAAUGAAAAUUCUGUCAUCUUUUACUAUUCCAGAGCUGUAUGCACUUAAAAAUAAAUUAAU
This is a messenger RNA of Megalobrama amblycephala (Wuchang bream), 1312 nucleotides long. Its product is annotated as ecto-ADP-ribosyltransferase 4-like. Gene Ontology annotation, molecular function: NAD+ poly-ADP-ribosyltransferase activity; NAD+-protein-arginine ADP-ribosyltransferase activity. The coding region runs from base 153 to 893 and encodes 246 amino acids. NCBI's taxonomy places the organism in Eukaryota, Metazoa, Chordata, Actinopteri, Cypriniformes, Xenocyprididae. The record is from RefSeq and is a predicted model, not a curated record. The transcript is spliced from 2 exons.